Messenger RNA from Helicoverpa armigera (cotton bollworm), 4401 nucleotides. RefSeq lists its product as uncharacterized. The coding region runs from base 181 to 1152 and encodes 323 amino acids. NCBI's taxonomy places the organism in Eukaryota, Metazoa, Arthropoda, Insecta, Lepidoptera, Noctuidae. The record is from RefSeq and is a predicted model, not a curated record. Gene Ontology annotation, cellular component: extracellular region. The transcript has 7 exons.
UAAAAAGAGGUUCAAAAAACAACUGGAGCAUUCUUUAUUGCUCAGAACGUGCUCAUCAUGCAACGUGCUCGAUAACAACAGACAGCAGCACCUACCCCGCACUACGCUGCACCAUUUUCAAGGCCACAUCUUUCAGUAGGCUGCAAGCAGCCGGCGAGGCCGCACGAUGCCAGUCCCGCGAUGACAACACCACGCGAACACCGUCCCAACGACACUGUUGAGUUAUUACCACUGAAGUCGGCGCUAGUCAACAACAAUUAUAAAGAUGAAGACGCGUAUUACCCGCCAGCUCUUAACAAUAAUCCUUCGAGCUCCAACCUCUAUGACUAUACCUUAUUGUCGAAGAGGACGCCGGCCUCUAAAAGAUUACUAUCGCGCACCCAACAGCCAACGCCGACGCCGAUGUUGACGUUAUGCGGCGCGCCGCCCCCCUCAAGGAAACGAGAGGAGUUGACCGCGCUAGCCAACCUCAGGAAGAAGGUGUCGCCUGCUUUGCUGCAGCCAGAAAGGAACGCCUACAAAAAUGACAAUGAACAGAACAAGACCACUAUCGAAGAGCCUUUAGACAACAGGCCUAAACUUUUACAAAAGGUUCUGCAGUCUAGGCCAGUGAGUAUGGUGGUGCAAUGGAGCGAGGUCCGCACAGCUUGGCAAGACAGCGACUUCAUCACGGAGUGUUUGUGCUGGCACAACGUUUAUCGCCAACGUCACGGCUCCCCGCAGCUCUAUAUGGCACCUGAGCUUUGCGACUACGCCCAAGCGUGGGCAAACCACCUAGCCCAUACAAACAAGUUUCACUACAGGAAUGACCGCGAUGUUGGUCAGAACUUGUAUCAACGGCCUGUCAGCGCUUUGCAGCCUGACGUCACAGGCCAAGAAGUGUCUUCCUAUUGGUAUGCAGCAGUACGCCAGUAUAGUUAUUUUAAAGAGCCCGAUGUUUUACACGCCAACGUCAAUGCAGGUCAUUUCACCCAAAUGGUAUGGGUAGCGACAACAUUCUUCGGGGUCGGGAAAGCUCGCUCCAGGGACGGCAAAGUCAUCGUCGUGGCGAACUACUCCCCUCCAGGCAACAUGUCCGGCCAGUUCGAAGCCAACGUCCUCCCCCCACUUCCUGAGAACUUCCCCGAUAUCCCCACUCCCCCGCAACACUGACGACGGCUAUCCAUACGUGGCAGAAGGCUCAAGAUCGACGCCACGUUUUUACAUUAAUGCUCGACAUCUUAGCUGGUUACCAUGGUUACCAGGUGGUCGUAGUCAACAGUGUUUGGUAAUUUGGGGGGAAAUGCAAAAAUUCAAUUAAUGUUGUGAUGAUUUUGAGAGAAUUGAGCUAGUGUGGCCUAUUGAAAAUUUAAGAUUAUUUAAAUGUCGGUUAUUCUUCCAAAUGUUAAAAAAUCGAACAAGAUUUUACGGAGGAAAUUCUGAUUUGGAACUCUAAAGAAAGCAGUAUUUAGGUACCGAGUCUUAUGUCAAUAUGCAAGGAGGUUACAUAGCGCAUAAAUUCAUUCUCCAUCGACACAGCAACAAGAACGCACCAAAUAGGUAUAAUAUUCCGUCUCGAAUCACGCCGCCGUCCGCUUAGCUGAGCUAAUACGUUCCGGUUCAAAAUAGUGCCCAAAAAGAUUCUUAUCGGUUUUCAAUAGAUGGGUGUUAAGAAAUUGAAUUUCACCCUUCCUCUAUUCAUCAUAUUUUCUGUGAUAACAAAGCGGUCGCUACUCACGCAAUACAUCAAGCUCAAAGCUAGUAUCAAAGGUAUUGGAAAAGAUUUAAAAUCUAUUUCGUGACCAUUCUUAUAAUUUGGCAACACUGGCAUAGGGCUGAGUUAUAAUAGCAAAAUAUAGAACAUUUAUUGGAAGCCACCAUUACUCCUUAAUUUCGGCCACUUUAAAUUAAAAACGCUUAUGUAAAUUCAAGUAACUUACAUGAACAUAAUCAUCAAUCAUUAUAUUGAUGCUAAAUACAGUCUAAUGUUAUAUUUGCAAAUGAAAUGAUGAACCCAGACCGGGAAAGAAAAAAUGACUCGGGAAUGUUCUUGAUAGAUACUGUAUUUAAUCUAAAUAGAACCUUGUUAUUGAUCUUUGAAGUUUAAAUUAGAAUAGAAAAAGGUUGUUUUGCUCGAGCUUGAUUUUGAUAAAGUUAUUUAUAACAUAGAAGCAAUACAGUCAUACGCACAUUUUUAGGGAAUAAAGUUAUUAAAUAUAAGUUAACGCAAAUUGCAAGUAGGCACAAAAUAUAGGUAACAAUAAUAUUUUUUAAAUCAUAGAGUUCAAGGACCUAAGAAAACCAGGCACAGGACAUAGACAGAAUCUCUUAUUGGUGGAGGUAUGUUGCAGUCAAACAGAAACUUCAGACUCGCUAAGUUAUUCAGUAUUCCAACAGAAAGCAGAGGUAGACGAAGGUCUUUGCGAGGAAGUGGUGGUUGCUUUUCUACUGUUUGAAAGUAUCACCUAAAAUAUACUUAGGUCCUACCUAGACUGUAGGUCCUCAAAUGAAAGUCAAUAUUCGAUAAGUAGACAUGCCAACAAUGAAAUAACGAAAGAAUCGCCAUUAGCUUAGGAAAUUAAAGUAGGUUGUCGUUCCCUAGAAGGUCCUAAAACAAAAAAACGCAUAAUUAGAAUAGGAUUCAUUACAAUGAUCGCAGAUGUACGUUAGCCUUAUUAGAUUUUGUUGGUGCUUAAAAGUCAAUAUAAUACCUAAUAAUUGAAAUACGUAUAACGCCACAUAAAUUAAUUGUAAUAUGGAAUUAUUUAAUCACGUUACCACAAUAAAGUAAAAUAAUUACUGUCGUUAGAUUAAGAAAUCCCUUCAAAAUUAUAUUUAGAAAAAAAUGAAGUGCAUCGUCCAUGAAAGCACGUUAUAUUCAAAUUACACAGACACCAAUACGAAUCUCAUGAGAAUAUAACUUAAUAAAUUAUAAGUGUACUAGCAAAAUGUAUUAUUUUAAUAGAAUAUUCAUAGACGAUUUUUUUUUUAUUGUGACGUGAAUUCGUGGAUGAAGAUUUCUGUAGAAGCGGCGUAGAGCCACUUCAAGCAAAGGUGGCGCCACUGUCUUCAUAAUUAUUAAAAUACGUUUUUUUUUAUGAAUUCAAAUGAAUCUGUCGAUAUUGUAAUUGAAUAUAAAAUGGCGCCACUUUAGCCAUUGAUUUGAAAAUGUUCUUCCUUUUGUUUAAAAAAACCCGUCUUCCUAAAGGUUGAUGAUAAUUAUAAUGUACACUUGUUAAGUUUUUCCUGUUAUGACGUAUAAUGCUUUGUACGAGUGUGUUAAGAAUUUUAGAAAAAGAUGAUUGCGUGAUUAAUUCAAUGUUAAGAUACAUAAUAUCAUUAAUAAGUGCAAUAAAGUCUACGAGACAAGAUCUCGUGAUGUGGUAUGUCAAGAUACAUGGUUCUCUAUAUUUUACUAAAAUUAUGCUGCAUUCGUAACAGCGGAAAUAGCUUUGCCAUUGCCACAAACGUCAAUUGAACAUCUUUGUCCGGUUCCGGCACGCAAUUUCUUUUUCCGGGAUUACUUAUUUUGCGAUUGGAACAAUCAAUUAUAGAACUCAUUAUUUAAUGUAAUUUUAAGUAUACAUGAGAGAAAAUAUAAUAUUUUGUAUUUAGAUUUAAUAUUGCCAAAGGCCCGUUGAAAAGCAUAAGUCAUUGUUUGGACGAUUAAUAAUGAAAGUCUUUCGUAUAAAUUGUUAGUUAGUGCAAAUUUAGUAGUCCUCUGAUUGACUUCUCUUAUAUUAUUUCGGUCUAAUUUAUCAUGUUGAAACUGUUUAAACUAUGUAGUUAUUAGAAAAAAGGCUUAAAUUCAAUCUAUACCUACUUCAGAAAAUUGUACCUAUCUUUACUACUUUCAAAAUAAAAUUCUACUUGUAGUAUCUAGCUUAAGCUUGUUUUUAGACUUUGAACUUUACUGCACAUGCUUUUAGGGCACAGAUCUAUACACUAGGCCUACUCAUUUGUUUGUUGAUAGUAUUUUUAAGCUUUCUAACUACCCUGAUAUUUGGAACAGGGAAGCUGUUUUUAGAUAUUUGGUAGAUUUUAAAUAAUUAGUAUUUAGAUACCUACUUACAGGAAUGUUAUACUGUUUAGUGUGCUGAUGAUUUUAAUGCACCUGAUUGCAGCGUGGCAUCAAAGAGGUACAUGAUACACAGUGGGAACUUACAAUUGGGCAUGUUGCAAUCAGGAAUUUAAAGUCAAAAGCCCUUUUAGAACUACACAAUGUGCCAAAUUGUUGCAUCUAUGGCCUACUUACCAUUCUGAUAAUUAAUUAAGCCAUCACAGCAGUAUUAUGACACAUUAAAAAUCUUUAGACAAAUUUAUUUCUUUAGAUUACUCUCUAUUAUUUUAUUUUGCAUUUGUUGUUAUUUUCGGUGAUGGUAUAUUUCCUGUUUCUAUUUUCUAGCCUCUUCUCCAAAAGUA